UUACAAUUAAGAAUAAAAAGAAGAGUGAAGAACUAAUAGAGAGAAGAAAUCAGAAAUAUAUUAUAUCUAUUCUCAUAAUCUCUGUGUAGUUUUUCUCUCAUUUUAUAACACGUUAUCACCACGAAUUUGCUCAAAAUCUCAGGAAACCUUGUUCUUCUCAGAAGGUAUAUUUAUUUUAUUUUCUUCAUAAAUAAACUAAAAUAUUUUCUUAAAAACUAUGAAAACUCGUUAUGGGCAGUGAUAGUGCUGAUAGUGCGAAGGGAAACAAUCGCAGAAGAUGGCAUCUUUAGAAACCCUAAAAAAGUUGAUCGAGCAACAAAGAUCGAUUAAUCUCCACAUGUUGGAACAAAACAAGAAGAUUGAAGAUCAAUUCAGUUAGUUGAUGAAACUACGAAAGGUAUUGAAUCUACAGUUAAUGGAACGCAUAAGGAGGCUUCAUGGAGGAUCGUCUGAUUCUAAACAACAGUGGAUGAAGAGAUUGGACACAGAAACAUUCCCCAAUUCCAAGCAAGAACGGAUCAGAAAAAUAGAUGAAGGUAAUCAUAGACUACUCAAUUUCAAUACUAUGGUGGUACUUCUUCAAUUUGAUGGAACAGAUGUUCAACUUUGGAUUAGAAAGUGUGCAAAAUACGUUGAUGCUGUGUGAGAUUUUGGAAGAGAAAAAAGUACAUUUAGCUUCUGUGUAUAUGAUUGGAAAAGCCAAAUUAUGGUUCGAUAGUUAUGUGAUGAUCAAGAAUCAAAACAUAGCUUUAAUUGGGAGGGUUUUGUGGAAGAUCUAAUUCCAGAUUCGGAAAUGAUAUAGGUUUAAAAAUAGUUUAGUCUAGCAGAUUGCAUCAAAUGGAAUGCCUGGAAUAUGUUGAUGAGCAUAAAACACUGAGAGCUAGUAUGAUGUUAAAGAAGCCAUUGCUGCUAGAGCAACACGUGUUGGAUGGUUCUGUAGGAUGAAUCAUGCCUCAUUAUGAGGCCAAUGUGAGGGCCUUUAAUCUUGGACCCUUUGCAGAAGCUGGAGAGUAUACGAGCUACCAAGAGGAACCAGUACAAGUUAAGUCAAUAAUCAGCAUCAGCAAGGCCUUAUUUUCAACACCUAGGCUUAUUCCAGAUGCAAUAGAAGAAUAGCAAGACCGGGUGAUUAAGCUACUAUCGAAUAGCAACAGAGCUUGGUUUCCUAUUUCCCCAAUUAAGUCUGUCAGUUUAUCGAUAAAAAGGUUCGUACCGAGUGGGGUUGGAGUGGAGUGAAUACUUGCUGCAAGUGUAGCUAGCUAGUACAAGGAGUAUUCCAGUUGCAUGAAGGCUAUGCUAUUUUAAUGACAAGCUCUUUGAAAGGGGACACAAAUGGGACUGCACCAAGCUAGAAAUAGAGUUCACAUGGAGAGGUAGUAGUCAUGUUCUAAGAGAAAUGAAACAUGGGGUGGCAAUAACACGAGUAUAACCUGCUGUGAUUCAAAGGGCUGUUGGAGAUACCUACUGAUUCAAGCAAGAUGAGAGUUUUAAAUGGUUGGACAACCCCCAGCCGUGAGGAGUUAUGGGCAGUAGCAGUGGUGUUUGCUAGGCAAUGGUGUGCUCAAUUUAUGACACUAACUCACCCUUGCACUGUUGUGGUAGUAGCUCAAGGAUGCCUUGUGAUUCAUGGGGUGGGCUGGCUAAGUUUCUUUCCCAUCACUCCCAAUUGAAGAGACCUACUAGAGUGAUCAGCAAGGGUUUGGAAACCUACCUCCGGUGCAGGAGAAGCUUCCACAAUCCAAGGAAAUUGUUAGCCAAACCCUUACAGCAGAGGGAGAUAAGGGUUAGACUACUAAGAUAUCAGUGGCAAGGAGAUCAGAAUAGAAGACAUCACCUAGCCAUCUAACACAAAUCUGACAAGGAGUUGGCAUCGGGAGAUUGGAUAUGGCCUGAGCUGCAUCCCUACUUGCAAACCAAUGUACAACAAGGCACUGUUAAGAAGUACAUUGAGAUAGUGGCAGUGGUAUGUGAUGCGCUGCAGUGGGAACAUUCCCCACAUGUGCCAGGCCAAGCAAGAAGAGAAGCAAUAUUGAUAAUGCUUAGAAGUAUGCACUGCUGGGGAAAAGUGCACAUGAGGGUUUCUGUCUUUGUGAGGAGGGGUUUAGUUUGGCAGGAUUGCAAGAAUGAUGGCUCUACCUAGGUCUAUUUCAACUCUUGGAGAUUCCCAUAUAAGUUUGGAAAGCUGUCUUGAGCAAGAUGAAUUUAGGAGUGGGACACCACCAGAUAAAGAUUGGAAGCCAAGAUACCCAGAAGUCCUAUCUCAUGGAAUCAGUGUUGAUAAUUGUUUAUGAUCUCAUGGUGUAUAAGCCCAUAUGGAAAUCCCAUCACAAUCACUUGAAAGAAGUGUUCAAAAUCAGGAGACACGUGUUGCUGCAACUAUCCAACUCACACAGAUCUGACAAAGAGUUGGUAUGUGGAAAUUGGGCCUGGCUUAAACUUCAACCCUACAAACAGCUUAGUGUGCAAUCUACUCAAGACAAAAGUCAGGCAGUAUAUCCUACUUCUCAGCCUAAAGUCUUCAGAGGAGAGUUACCUAGUAUGAGGAUGGUUGGAUGUUUUUGCACAAAGAUUUCCAGAAUUUAAGCUUUGAGGACAAAGCUUUAGCUAAGGGGGAAGGAAUGAUGCAGUCAUAAUGCUUCAGCCAUUUUCUCUAUACUUUUACCUUGUUAUAUUUCCGACAUGUAAGUUGGAAGUGUGUGGAACUCUUUAAAUACUAUCCUUAUCACCAAUAACAAUAACAAGAAGAUAUUUCU
This is a messenger RNA of Cuscuta campestris, 2753 nucleotides long. The record is from the annotation of a GenBank genome assembly. NCBI's taxonomy places the organism in Eukaryota, Viridiplantae, Streptophyta, Magnoliopsida, Solanales, Convolvulaceae.